Molecule: messenger RNA, 2013 nt
Organism: Mya arenaria
Lineage: Eukaryota; Metazoa; Mollusca; Bivalvia; Myida; Myidae
Exons: 1
Coding region: 1-2013 (670 amino acids)
Source: RefSeq, a predicted model, not a curated record
AUGGCUGGAUUAGCGCCGUUCCCGAAAUUUGAUGUGUACGGGGAGGAAACAUCCCUUGGCACAAGAUGGACUAAAUACGUGACAAAGUUGGAAAAUUUGUUCACAGGACUUAGCAUUGACUCCAAAAAACGGAGGAAAGCGCUAUUACUUCACUAUGCCGGAGAUGAAGUAUUCGAAAUAUACGAAACAUUGAAUCUUGGAGACAGCGAUUCAAACUACGAUGACGUCAAGCAAGGGUUAACAGGCUAUUUCCAACCGAAGAAAAACAGAGAGUUCGAGCGGUUCGAAUUUAGGAACCUAAAACAACAUCACGCCGAAACAAUAGACCAAUUUGCAACUCGCCUCCGCCACAAGGCAGACAAUUGUGAAUUUUCGGACAAAGACGGUGAAAUAAAGAGCCAAAUCAUCCAAGGCUGCGUGUCAAAGAAACUACGACUUAAAUGUCUGGAAGAAGACAAGCCGCUUAAAGAUAUUUUAACAAUGGGAAGAACAAUGGAAAUUGCGGACAGACAAGCCAAAGCAAUGGAACCGCAAUACAGCGACGUAAACAAAAUUAAAGUCACACCGCAACACACAAAAUCGCAACAUGCAAAUUAUAGCUAUCCACCCUCAGCACAAAGAAAACGUCAACAACAGUCACAAUCAAGACAAACGUGCAGAAACUGUGGCGGCAUAUAUCCACAUCAGACCAAGUGCCCAGCCUACGGAGCGACAUGUAAUUAUUGUCGUCAACCAAACCACUUUAUUGGCGUAUGCAGAAAACGAACGCGUAAGGCACAGGUUCAUGGAAUUGACCAGGUGGAAAAUGAGGCACAAAAGGAGCAUUCGGUGUCGGAUACAGACACAUUAUUUGGAGUCAACGUUUUGACAGAUAACAAAGUACCAAAGAUAAUAUUAAGCAUAAAUGGUGUUCAAACGAAAACUCUAAUUGAUACCGGAAGUUCAAUAAACAUAAUCAGCCAAGAUGUUGUUAACAAAAUGAAACCAAGGCCAAUGCUGAAGAAAACAAACAUAGAAGUGUUCGCAUUUGCACAAAAUAAACCGUUAACCAUAAAAGGCAAAUAUACAUUUACAGUGGAAACUAAAUCAAAAGUGACAGCAGCAGAAUUUCACGUUGUUCAGGGAUCAUCAGUGACAUUAAUCAGUUACCAGACAUCUGUUGAACUCGGUAUUGUGCCAGUAAUAAACUCAGUGAACAGUAACAAAUACGAGGAAUUAUGUGACAAAUAUCAGUCCGUGUUCACUGGACUAGGCAAAUUAAAAGACAAACAAAUCAAGUUCCAUGUUGACGAAAACGUCGUGCCUAUAGCACAACCAGCUAGAAGAAUUCCAUUCCACGUGCGAGAAAAAGUGGAACAGGAAAUAAUACGACUAGAACAGCAAGAUGUCAUUGAAAAGGUGGACGGGCCGACACCUUGGGUUUCGAACAUUGUUGUAGCACCAAAGCCAAACGCUCCAGACCAAAUAAGGCUUUGUGUAGAUAUGAGAAAAGCAAAUCAAGCAUUGAAACGCGAGCGUCAUGUAGUGCCUACAACUGAUGACAUAAUCCUGGAAUUAAACGGGUCAAAGGUGUUCUCCAAAGUGGAUUUUAAUAAAGGAUUUCACCAGCUUGAGCUGUCCGAGGAGUCACGCAACAUGACAGUGUUUGCAUCGCAUGUCGGAUUAUACAGGUACAAACGACUGAAUUUCGGUGUAAGCGUAGCGCCAGAAAUAUUCCAGAAUGAAAUACGACAAGUGCUUACAGGUCUCGAGGGAACAUUGAACAUAUCGGAUGACAUUAUAAUACACGCACCAUACCGUGACGAACAUGAUCGGAGACUCGUAGCCGUACUGCAACGAAUGCAAGACAAAAAUCUCACACUCAACAAGCAGAAGUGCGAAUUUGGUAAAACCUCUGUCAAAUUCUAUGGCUUUGUUUUUUCGGACAAAGGCAUAAGUCCCGAUCCGGCCAAAAUCACAGCAGUUCAAAAUAUAGCCGAGCCGAAGACUACAGGUGAAUUAAGGUCAUUCUGA